CUUCACUCCUCCCUCGCUUCUCCAUCUCCGCCUCCCUCCCUCCCUCCUCGCACCAAAAAUUCCUCUUUUUAUUUCACCUCACGCCAAUCCUUACCGUCCUUUGCCCCUCGCGUGCUCCCACAACCCAAUCCGGGCUGCCUCUUGGAUGGACUCGGGUCUCGACUAGCUAGGCCCUGCUCGGCGCGGAGGGGCGCGCUACACUCCUUCCUAGGGUUCUUGGCCCGGGGCUUCUCCAAUGGUGCUGCGGCGCUUCGCCUGGCCCUUCGGCGGUCAGCGCGCCUCCUUCUGUGGCAGCUUCACCGGCUGGAGGGAGUGCCCCAUGGGGCUCGUCGGGACUGAGUUCCAGGUGGUGUUUGAUCUCCCCCCAGGGCUUUAUCAGUACCGAUUUUUGGUGGAUGGUGUUUGGAGAUGUGAUGACACAAAACCUAUUGUACGUGAUGAAUAUGGCCUGAUCAGCAAUGAAAUGCUUGUCACACUUGUGGAGAAUAAUACACACCCGGUUGUACAGCGAGAGCCAUCUUCCAUUGGAAGAAUGAAUUUGGAUGAGGGUACUAUCUUGACAACAAUGCCACCAGAAUCGCCAUCUCGAAACUCGGGCAUGCAGAUUGCAGUUUUCCGCCAUCGAGUCUCUGAAAUACUAUUACAUAAUACCAUAUAUGAUGUUGUUCCUGUUUCUAGCAAGAUAGCAAUUUUGGAUGCGCGGCUUCCUGUCAAACAAGCAUUUAAUAUUAUGCAUGAUGAGGGCCUUGCUUUGGUUCCUCUUUGGGAUGAUGGCCAAGGAACCAUAACAGGCAUGCUAACUGCUUCUGAUUUUGUAUUAAUUUUGAGAAAGUUGCAGAUGAACAUUCGAGUUCUGGGCCAUGAAGAGCUUGAAAUGCACUCAGUUUCUGCUUGGAAAGAAGCAAAACUGCAGUAUUAUGGGGGGGCUGACGUCGCAGGCAUGCAAAGAAGGCCAUUGGUUCAUGUUAAGGAUUCAGAUAAUUUAAGGGAUGUGGCACUGACUAUAAUACAAAAUGAAAUAUCUUCAGUCCCUAUCUUUAAGUCCUCGACAGAUAUAUCAGGGAUACCGUUACUUAAUCUUGCAACUCUUCCAGGGAUUUUGAAAUUUCUUUGCUCAAAGCUCCAAGAACAACCAGAAGGUUAUCCCAUUUUGCGAAAUCAGAUUUCCAGUAUUCCUAUUGGUACAUGGUCGCAGCAUACUGGAAGGGCCAGUACUAGACAGCUUAGAACAUCGCGACUGAGUGCUCCUCUAAUUACUUGCCUGGAUUUUCUUCUGGAAGAUAGAAUAAGCUCAAUUCCUAUAGUUGAUGAUAAUGGAUCCCUUCUUGAUGUCUACUCACUCAGUGAUAUCAUGGCUCUGGCGAAGAAUGAUGUUUACACUUGCAUUAAACUUGAGCAAUUGACCGUGGAGAAUGCUUUGGAGCUGCAAUAUCAGGUGAAUGGGCGGAGACCGUGUCAUACCUGUUUGAGCACGAGUACGUUGCUUGAGGUGUUGGAUCAAUUGUCUGUUCCAGGGGUGCGGCGGCUUGUCGCUAUUGAACCGAUGACUAAAUCUGUGCAAGGAAUUAUCUCAUUGAGAGACGCAAUAACAUUUCUCCUUGGAUAACAUUUGUGUAGCCAUUUCAUACAUGAAAAGCCUGUUGUAUUUGAUUGGGACAGAAUAAAAAUGUUGUUUUGGCA
Messenger RNA from Hordeum vulgare subsp. vulgare (domesticated barley), 1680 nucleotides. Its product is annotated as sucrose nonfermenting 4-like protein. Lineage: Eukaryota; Viridiplantae; Streptophyta; Magnoliopsida; Poales; Poaceae. The coding region runs from base 236 to 1606 and encodes 456 amino acids. The transcript is spliced from 13 exons. The record is from RefSeq and is a predicted model, not a curated record.